AUGGCCGAAGAAGCCAUAGAAAAAGCAAGUGGAGAUACUGUGUCAAUAGCAAAAUCUGAUGUUGUGCCUGAGCCUGAGCCUCCUAAGAUACCUGACGUGGAACUAAUAGUCGACGGCUUUGGCUUCAUGCCAAAAGAGAAUACCUCGUCGUCUAAAAUGAAAGUGUCUUCUAGAAGGCUAUCUAAAAAUGUCAAAGAUGUAAAAUCUCCUGAAUCGGAACAUAGCCCCUGCGCAUCAAGUACAAACAUCGAUAUAGUUAGAAGGUACACUUGGAAGACUAAGAAUAGAAUGACUGUCCAGGUCAUAACUUAUGGCGCUACGAUUACGUCUAUACAAGUUCCUGACAAAAAAGGUGUACCAGAUGAGGUUAUUGCCGGAUUUGAUUCUUUAGAAGAGUACUUCCAACCAAGAAAUCCAUACUUUGGUGCGACAAUUGGUCGAUACGCGAAUUUUAUUCGUGAUGGCAGUAUGGUAGUGAGACCGUCCGGUAGGAUGUAUAUGCUUAGCACAAAUAAAGGUCAUCACCACUAUAAUGGGGGACAUGUUGGAUUUGAUAAGGUAAACUGGCGUUCCUAUGUCACUGGUAACAAAGUGAUCAUGAGCCACGUGUCGGAACGAUUCCACGAAGGCUAUCCCGGUACCGUAAUGGCGCAGGUGUCGUUUGAGGUCACAUGCGAUAACACGCUUAAAAUUGAAAUGAAAUGUUCUACUACUGAACCUACAAUUGUUAAUUUGAGUAACGCUCCAUAUUUCAAUCUGGCUGGCCAUCACUGCGGUCCGGAACUAAUGUACGAUCACAUAAUCACCAUAAAUGCUGAUAAGUACACUGCGGUAGAUGACGACGGAUUGGUCACCGGAGAGAAAAACAUUGUUGGUGGAACGGCAUACGAUUUCAGAGUACCAAGAGUUAUAAGGAGCAUGUUACCGAAAAUACCAAUGGGAGGAUACGAUAUUAAUUAUUGCGUCACUCAGGGAACGGAACAAGACUUAACUUUCCAUGCUAGAGCACUCCACCCGAUGACAGGAAGAGUUUUAGAGGUGUACAGCAACCAGCCCGGUAUGCAGUUCUACACGGGCAAUUUACUGCCUGACCCCGAUAAAAUUGUUGAGGAAUCUUUUGGUGAAGAAGAAGAAACGAAGGCAAGAGAGGAGUCUGAAAGUGGGAGCGAUAGUGACACGAGCAGCGUAUCAAGUGUGAGAGAGGAGAGAGCAGGGGAAGAAAUGUUCGAAGAGGCGAAUGGAGAAGAAAGCAAGAAAAGCUAUGGUUAUGUACCAUUGAUGGGGAAAAAUGGAGCGUGCUAUAGAAAACAUGGGCUGUUUUGCCUCAUGCCGCAAAAUUAUCCAGAUGCUGUUAACAAUAAAAAUUUUCCUAAUUCUGUGUUAAAUCCUGGAGAAGUAUAUAUACAUAAAAUUCAGUACAAAUUCGGUAUAUUACUUGGCAAAUAUGUUUGAACGACAUUUAAACGGCAAACCCUUAAGGGUUUGCCGUUUAAAUGUCGAUUGUUAAAUAAGAAAAAAAUGUAAAACGUGUCGAAAACUAAAAAUAACUCGUUUAACAUAUUAUAAAUUGAUAAUUUUU
Melitaea cinxia (Glanville fritillary) is the source of this 1579-nucleotide messenger RNA. Its product is annotated as galactose mutarotase-like. Lineage: Eukaryota; Metazoa; Arthropoda; Insecta; Lepidoptera; Nymphalidae. The record is from RefSeq and is a predicted model, not a curated record. The coding region runs from base 1 to 1452 and encodes 483 amino acids. Gene Ontology annotation, biological process: beta-D-galactose catabolic process via UDP-galactose, Leloir pathway; glucose metabolic process. Gene Ontology annotation, molecular function: aldose 1-epimerase activity; carbohydrate binding. The transcript has 10 exons.